AUGGGUGAAGAUCUGACCUUCCCAGUAUUAGGAGACUUAGCUCAAGGUGUGGGGUUCUCGGCUGCCAUCCGUGCUGGAGCACUGGCCUUUCCUCGUGCCACAGCUUCUGCCCUCUGCCUGCUGGUGCCCAUUCCACUCGCCCUGCAGUUAUUACAGGCCAAAGCAGUUUCAACACUGCCCUCAUGCCAGUCUUUGCCCUUCAGCAGCGCUGCCUUGUCCUCAGAACUGAUGCACAUCUCACCUAAACCAGGGCCGCCGGCGGGGGAACCAGGCGGCCCCAGUUAUGCGCAAGCGCGUACUCUGGCGCUGCAGCCUGACCCCCUGCGCCACGCGCAGGCGCAACGGGGGCUCAAAGGCAGCGCGUCGGAAGAACACCCAACACCGCGGGUGUGCGCCCGCAAGCCUGUUCCCUGCUCGCCGCAACCCCGGAGGCCUGGCUCAGAUUAUAGUUCGCAUCACCCACGUCAGCAGUCUAACACGUGCUUUUUUUUGGAAUGUCAUCACUGCAGGCCCCCCGCGACCCACCCGGCUCCAGGGCCGACCCACCAGGGCCCCGCACAGACAACACUCACCCAGCCAGCCUCACAGCUCCGGAAAGACCGAGUCAGGGCCUCCGGCUUCUACUUAAAGGAGAUUUUUGGAAGUCCCAGCACAGUGACACUUCCUGAAACCUUGUUGUUUGUGUCAACUCUGGAUGGAAGUUUGCAUGCUGUCAGCAAGAGGACAGGCUCAAUCAAAUGGACUUUAAAAGAAGAUCCUGUUCUGCAGGUUCCAACACAUGUGGAAGAGCCUGCUUUCCUCCCAGAUCCCAAUGAUGGCAGCCUGUAUACGCUUGGGGGCAAGAAUAAUGAAGGCCUGACGAAACUUCCUUUUACCAUCCCGGAGUUGGUACAGGCAUCCCCAUGCCGAAGUUCAGAUGGAAUUCUCUACAUGGGUAAAAAGCAGGACAUUUGGUACGUUAUCGAUCUUCUGACUGGGGAGAAGCAGCAGACUUUGUCAUCGGCCUUUGCAGACAGUCUCUGCCCAUCAACCUCUUUGCUGUAUCUUGGGCGAACAGAGUACACCAUCACCAUGUAUGACACCAAAACCCGAGAGCUCCGGUGGAACGCCACCUACUUUGACUACGCAGCCUCGCUGCCUGAGGACGACGGGGACUACAAGAUGUCUCACUUUGUGUCCAACGGCGAUGGGCUGGUGGUGACCGUGGACAGUGAAUCUGGCGACGUCCUGUGGAUCCAAAACUACGCUUCCCCCGUGGUGGCCUUUUACGUCUGGCAGCGGGAGGGUCUGAAGAAGGUGAUGCACAUCAACGUCGCCGUGGAGACCCUGCGCUACCUGACCUUCAUGUCUGGGGAGGUGGGCCGCAUCACCAAGUGGAAGUACCCGUUCCCCAAGGAGACGGAGGCCAAGAGCAAGCUGACGCCCACCCUGUAUGUUGGGAAAUACUCUACCAGCCUGUAUGCCUCCCCCUCCAUGGUUCACGAGGGGGUUGCCGUUGUGCCCCGAGGCAGUACUCUUCCUUUGCUGGAAGGCCCCCAGACCGAUGGGGUCACCAUUGGGGACAAAGGGGAAUGUGUGAUCACACCCAGCACAGACCUCAAGUUUGACCCUGGGCUCAAAGGCAAGAACAAGCUCAACUACCUGAGGAACUCCUGGCUUCUGAUAGGACACCAUGAAACCCCCUUGUCUGCGUCUACCAAAAUGCUGGAGAGAUUCCCCAACAAUCUGCCCAAACAUCGGGAAAACGUGAUUCCUGCCGAUUCAGAGAAGAAGAGCUUUGAGGAAGUUAUCAACCUGGUUGACCAGACUUCAGAAAACGCGCCUACCACCAUCUCACAGGAUGUGGAAGAGAAAUACGAGCAUGCCCCUGCCAAGCCCGAGGCCCCCGUGGACUCCGUGCUCAAGGACAUUGCCACCAUCAUCCUGAGCACCUUCCUGCUCAUCGGCUGGGUGGCCUUCAUCAUCACCUACCCCUUGAGCAUGCAUCAGCAGCAGCAGCUCCAGCACCAGCAGUUCCAGAAGGAACUAGAGAAAAUCCAGCUCCUGCAGCAGCAGCAGCUGCCCUUCCAUCCACCUGGAGACGUGGCUCAAGAUGCUGAGCUCUUGGACUCGUCUGGCCUGUACUCUGAGAGCUCAGGCACCAGCAGCCCCAGCACGUCCCCCAGAGCCUCCAACCACUCGCUCCACUCCAGUGGCUCAGCCUCCAAGGCUGGUGCCAGCCCCUUCCUGGAGCAGGAUGAUGUGGAUGAGGAAACCAGCAUGGUGAUAGUUGGGAAAAUUUCAUUCUGUCCCAAGGACGUGCUGGGUCAUGGAGCUGAGGGCACGAUUGUGUACCGGGGCAUGUUUGACAACCGCGACGUGGCCGUCAAGAGGAUCCUCCCCGAGUGUUUCAGUUUCGCGGACCGGGAAGUCCAGCUGCUUCGAGAAUCGGAUGAGCACCCCAACGUGAUCCGUUACUUCUGCACGGAGAGGGACCGGCAGUUCCAGUACAUUGCCAUCGAGCUGUGUGCGGCCACCCUGCAGGAGUACGUGGAGCAGAAGGACUUUGCCCACCUCGGCCUGGAGCCCAUCACCUUGUUGCAACAGACCACCUCAGGCCUAGCCCAUCUGCACUCCCUCAACAUUGUUCACAGAGACCUGAAGCCCCACAACAUUCUCCUCUCCAUGCCCAAUGCACAUGGCAGGAUCAAGGCCAUGAUCUCGGACUUCGGCCUCUGCAAGAAGCUGGCGGUCGGCAGGCACAGUUUCAGCCGCCGCUCAGGAGUGCCGGGCACAGAAGGCUGGAUUGCUCCAGAGAUGCUGAGCGAAGACUGCAAGGACAACCCGACCUACACGGUGGACAUCUUCUCUGCGGGCUGUGUCUUUUACUACGUGAUAUCAGAGGGCAGCCACCCUUUUGGCAAGUCCCUGCAGCGGCAGGCCAACAUCCUCCUGGGUGCCUACAGCCUCGACUGCUUGCACCCCGAGAAGCACGAGGAUGUCAUUGCCCGGGAAUUAAUAGAGAAGAUGAUCGCAAUGGAUCCUCAGAAACGCCCUUCGGCGAAGCACGUGCUGAAACACCCAUUCUUCUGGAGCCUGGAAAAGCAGCUCCAGUUCUUUCAGGAUGUGAGUGACCGAAUAGAGAAGGAGUCCCUGGACGGCCCGAUAGUGAAGCAGCUGGAGCGAGGCGGGAGAGCUGUGGUGAAGAUGGACUGGAGGGAGAACAUCACUGUCCCCCUGCAGACAGAUUUGCGGAAAUUCAGAACCUAUAAAGGUGGCUCCGUCCGAGACCUCCUCCGAGCCAUGAGAAACAAGAAGCAUCACUACCGGGAGCUGCCCGUGGAGGUGCGGGAGACGCUGGGCUCCCUCCCCGACGACUUCGUGCGUUACUUCACGUCCCGCUUCCCCCACCUCCUGUCCCACACCUACCGGGCCAUGGAGCCGUGCAGCCACGAGCGGCUCUUCCAGCCCUACUACUUCCACGAGCCCCCAGAGCCCCGGCCUCCAGUGACUCCAGACACCCUUUGAGCCAGGGUGGCCCUCCGUUCUGGUGGCCCCAGCUGUGACUGAGGGCCUGGUCUCUACAAGUCCAAGCCUGACACCUCCCGGCUUAGCAGGGAGACCAGGCUCCCAAACCAAGUGCCUUGAGCUGCCACUCUGCAGCCAGCGGGAUGAUGCCAACCCCAGGAAGCGGGAACCGUGACCCCUUCUGACCUGUAGGGAGCUGGGAAGAUGUUGGCCACGAAAGCUUUAUAGUCGGGAGUCCUCUGCCAGGGAGGGCCCAUCCCAGAGGCAGUGACAGAAGCAUCCUCCGCCUUCUCCUGGACGCACUUGCUUCAGACCUACACUUUUUUUUUUUUUUUUAAACUUCCUGUUUGAUGUCAGCCUGUGGGCCUAUAAGGAAGAGAGAGGAGGGAAUCCUGCAUUUUGCCUGCAUGCGGGACCAGGAGCAUCUAUGUCCUCAGCCAGCCAAGCUGAGAGACACUAAGUGCAGCCUCUGCUCGAAGUGGGGCUCCAGAGGUGAGAGGUGUUGAGGAGGAAGAAGUCAUUCGGAGGGUGUCGUUCCUGGGGAUCGGAGAUGCCUCACUCAUCACGAACGCGCCCCGAGUUUCCCAGGUCUUUAUAACCAGUGUUCCUUGGGGGCAGCGAGAGUCUUGAGUGCGAGGCGCAGCAUUGGGACAGGUCAGCACCGCACACUGGAAGACGAGGCCGUGUCCACAGAUCUCUUAGAAACGAAGAGGACGCUCUGUCCUGAGCCGCAGUAGCCCAGUGCAUCGGUGGCCUUUGGUGGAUUUGGGAGAUGUUUAGGAGCAUUUGGGGCAAGACGUGAGAAGUUCCAGAUCAAGAAGAGCGGCACCCAGGCAGGAACGGGCCUUUGGGACCAGAGGGGAGCAGACCAGAUGGGACACUCAUGGCCACCCUGGGGAGUCCUGGGCCAGCAAGUGGGCAAUGAGGCUCCUCCGUCCCUGGAGCCAGCAGGAUGGGCCGGGGGGCCGGCAGUGGAGGCCAGGGUCACCAUGUGUUUCGUGGGCAGGCUUUUGUGUUUCUCUUGGCAGAUUUUUAAUAACUCUAUAUUUUGAUCAUACUGUAGAAGGCUGCAUUAGCAUAAGUAAGCUGAACUUGAGGCUUACUUGUGAAGAAGAUAAAUGCAGGAUACGUAAUACACUUUCUAUUUUGUGUGGUACCAAAGGUCUCCAUCCCCUCCAGAAAGAGCGUUCAUGUUCAGAACAUGCCGUAAUGCUGAAGAGUAAAACAUUAUAGCAAGGCUAUAUACAUCCAUUAAACAACUUCAAAGUAAUAUUUCCUAAAUUAUGUCAAUACCAUCUUUUUUUGCUAAAAUUAGUAUAGUUUUUAACUUUAGUUUCAGUUAAAAUUCCUGUCUUUUCUCUAUCGAGAGCCUUAGCAGUUAAAUGUGAUCAGGGUACAGUGUAGAGAUGUCCCCCGUGUCCUUUCUCCAGCCGGGGGAGUGGAUCACCGCACUUCAUUCAGUGCUGGCGAGCUCGGAGAUGCCACUCAGGAGUAAGGGUGUUACUGACUGACCGAGAACUCCCUGUUUCUUCUUCUGUGAGAUGCUUCCUGGUGGUGGACUUGACUGAGGGCCAUUCAUCAAAAACUCUCCUUCUGUCUUCAUAGAAUUCAGUUCCCUUCCUUUCAUAAUGUCUGGAGUCACUUUUUUUCUUAAAUUCACAUUAUCCUAUGUCUACACUAUCCUCCGUCUUCAUCGGUAACCUCAUCUAGACCUUGGGACCCUGGUGUUUUUGGCUGGCAUCUUAGAAUCUUCUGCCACACCCUCCGCUUUUCAGGAACAUGGCCAGAUGCCUGUCCUCUCCCCUCUCUGCUGCAUCCACGCCAUUGUCCCUAAGGCUCUGUGGUCACUUUGCUGCCUGGCCUGAGUGGUGACGUCCCCCUUCCCCUCCGGCAAUCAGGUAGAGAACGUGCACCAGUGAUGGGCAGGCUGUCAGAUCUCUGCACUACUUCCAUCUCGUGGCCGAACAGUGUCCUUGGGGGAAUAGCCAGGUCACUUCUGGCCACCAAGCGUUUGUGUCCUCUCACUGUACAGGCCCAGCUUGUCUCCAGGAAAACUUUUUUAAAUGCCUUUUCUUGUUUCUAACCACCCACCUUCUCAAACUCACGUAUUCGAUGUAUUUGAUAUUGAGUACUCACGGUGUGAGCCAGGCCGGAUCCCAGGGGCUGGGGACGCAGAGGUGAACGAGAUAGAGGCAAAACCUCUGCUUUCGUGAGCACGUAGAGGGAGAGACAUGAAAAACAGUAAAGAUCAGUGCUCCGGGAAAAGCUGUCCUCCGUCAGCCUUCUCGCCAACACUUUCAGGAACCUGGUCACUCCUCAGUCCCUCAGGUGGUUUGAAGAGGUCUCACGUGGACCCUUGUCAUAAAAACGGCUCGGGCAUCCUGCCCCAUCGCACUCUCGUCUCUAGAAUCCUGGUUUCCUGUUGUGCUCUGCAGCCUGAGAAGGUGUCAGUCCUUUGCUAGAACAGAGCUCCGCAGCCUCGUGCAUCCUGUCAUGGCGGAGCUGUUUGAUCUUUAGCACGAUUCCUGGAAGGCUGUUUAACUUUUUAGAAGUAGACUACCUUCAUUUUUAUGACAGAAUUUAGUCACAUCUGUUGGGAAUCCCAGGGACGCUCUCAUUAAAUCCUGUGCUGAAUCUGUCUUUGGCCCGCCUGCCAGAAUUUCUCUCGUUGCUUCUUAAGUCUUUCUAAUUGCAGUUCACUGAGAGCUCACCUGUCACUAGGGCAUCAGAGCACUUGCACUUUGGGGGAUCAUUGGUGUCCGUGGGAAGUCACUAAACCGUCUGGUGGCAGAUCUAAAACCCUGGGUGCAGAGGGGCUCCCUGCCUCGCGUGCCAUAGCCGUCCUAGGCUCUUUCCCGUGAGACCUCACUCUGACCCAUUACACGUAUUGGAAGAUCCACAGGUUAGUGGGCCAGCAAAGUAUUUUCUUUCGACCAACUCUAGAAGAAAGGUCUUGAUCAGAAUCAACUUUUGGUAAGAUUUUGUGUGAAUGUGAUUUGUUGACCAUUGCAGUUCUUUCUCACUGCAGUGAAAGAUGUGUUGGCUGCUGAUCUGACCUCUCGAAGAUGUGGGGGGGCUUCUGGGUUGUAGGCCUUUCUCGUCUUGGUCGCUGUCUCUUCAGAAGUUGGACUUCGGCCACGUUUGGGUUUCCUGAGUCUGCUCUCGUUCUCCCACCCUGUGUAUUGGGUCUGCAGCCUGGAGGUCCUUGCGGAAGGUAGGCUGGUUCUCUCCACUGCCUCCUGGCCACAAGAGCUGGAAGAGAGAACACAGUGGACCUGUAAAGAGUCUCUUCACAUUCUCUUUAAUGUUGUCUCUGCUCAUUUAGUGUCUAAACUCCCUUUUCUUCAUGCAUCCCAGUGUCUUCUCCUUGCUGAUUCCUUCACCAUCCUGGAGCCGUCCUUGUAGCCGAGUCUGGCCCGGCAUUGGCCUUUCCUGGAGAAAAGUCACUGGGUGUCCCACACAGAUGAGCCAAAAUUCCACCUUCCAAGGCUGGACCAUGAUCUUUUAAACCAAAGUGUCUCCUCAUCCUGUACUUUGUUUUCUUGAUGAAACCGUGAUCUCCCCCAUGAGUAACCCUGGUUCCAGUUUUUUGUAUCUGCGCGUGAAUCCUUCCUGUAUUCAUUGGACAACCACAAAGAACGCAUCUGCAGUGAGCCUCGCCCUGGGGCAGCCUUAACCUCCACUUCCAGCCAAAGUCCCCAUCCCACUCGCCUCAGCCUAUGCUCUGUGUGUUUGGCGGGUACAGUGUUCCUUUUCAGUAUCCCAAAAGCUGUGACGGGGGCGUCCCCACUUACCUAGAAAGCAUUACCAGUCAACCAUGCGGCAUUCUCAAAUGCAAACCUUACGUAGUGUUCUUUUUGCGAUGACCUAUUUAUUUAACCUAUUUAUAUUUAUUUAAUUUUUACUCUGAAGUAUAUCCAGCUAUAAUUGCACUUGCUUUUAAAGCACAUCGGAUUUGUUUUGGACAACACACCCCUGACCAUUCUAAAACUGGAAAAGGAAAAGUUAUACUGUAUCCUUCCGUGGGAUGGACGCCUCACAGUAGUUUUAUCACUGAAGGGUGAAAAUUUUGGUCAGGGUAAAAAUUUUCAUUUUUGAGUGAUUUUUUUUUUUUUUAAUUCUGUGCCAUUGUGUCUUCUCUGUGGACAGUUGUUUAAUGGGUAUCUGUUAAUUGUGUGAUAGAAUCCUCUCUGUGAACCUACAAUCCUCUUUUUAGCUUUAUAUUUUAUAAACUGCCAGAUUGUACAAUUUUUAUGUGUAUUUUUAAAGCUUGAUGUGAGGGUAAUUAUCUAAGUUAAACAGCCUAUUUUUGUACUUCCUGUACAGUUUUAUAAUUCUGCUGGAUGAUAGCGUCUUAUGUGGCGCCAACCACAAAUAAAGGUAGUUUUAGACCUGGAA
Molecule: messenger RNA, 7905 nt
Organism: Ailuropoda melanoleuca (giant panda)
Lineage: Eukaryota; Metazoa; Chordata; Mammalia; Carnivora; Ursidae
Gene: ERN1
Product: endoplasmic reticulum to nucleus signaling 1
Exons: 25
Coding region: 1-3507 (1168 amino acids)
Biological process (GO): IRE1-mediated unfolded protein response; protein phosphorylation; mRNA processing
Cellular component (GO): IRE1-TRAF2-ASK1 complex
Molecular function (GO): protein serine/threonine kinase activity; RNA endonuclease activity; ATP binding
Source: RefSeq, a predicted model, not a curated record